Rubroshorea leprosula is the source of this 1076-nucleotide messenger RNA. NCBI's taxonomy places the organism in Eukaryota, Viridiplantae, Streptophyta, Magnoliopsida, Malvales, Dipterocarpaceae. The record is from the annotation of a GenBank genome assembly.
UGCUACCAUGCUUCAAGCAAACUUGUGAACUCUCCCUUUCUCUCCCUCCCCCUGCAUUAAAAAUCCCCAUACUAAGCAUCUUGGACUUGUAAAAAUCCUCAACUCCAAAGCCAACCUUCAGGGGUUGUGGUAAUGGCGAUCUGGACUCUGCUUCAUCUUCUUUACUUCGUUCUUCUCUCAGCGGCUUUGGCACCGACACUCACAACCGCAAAUCCAGAAGGGGAUGCUCUGUAUGCGUUGAGGAGAGCCGUAAAGGACCCAGAAAAUGUGCUCCAGAGCUGGGAUCCCACCUUGGUUGAUCCUUGCACUUGGUUUCAUGUUACCUGCGAUGGCGACAAUCGAGUCACAAGACUGGACCUAGGAAAUGCAAAGCUGUCUGGCACUUUGGUACCUGAGUUGGGCAAGCUGGAGCGCCUUCAGUACCUGGAACUGUACAUGAAUGACUUGGUGGGUUCCAUCCCAGGGGAACUAGGAGGGUUGAACAGCCUGGUGAGCUUGGAUCUUUACCACAAUAAUCUCACAGGACCAAUCCCUGCUUCGCUUUCUAAGCUCUCUAAUCUCAAGUUCCUGCGACUCAAUGGUAACAGAUUAACUGGUAGAAUACCAAGAGAACUCACCAAACUUAAGAACCUCAAGAUCCUUGAUGUGUCGAACAACGAUUUGUGUGGCACGUUUCCAACUUCAGGCGCGUUCUCUAAGUUUUCAGAGGAAAGUUUCAUGAACAACACAAGACUGGAAGGACCAGAGCUGAUGGGAUUUGUGAGAUAUGAUACUGGAGGGUGUAAAUGAUUCAGCCAGAGGCAAAAUAUGUUGCCCCUUCCAUGUAUAAUCUCUUUAUAUGGAAGGGAAUAACAAAUCUGUUUACCCGUAUAACUAUUGACUACUGCUUUGCAUUUCAGACCAGCAUAGACUCUUAAAUUCCAUGUCUAAACAAAGUAUCCAAAUUUUUGUGAAUUUGUUGCAUCCACGCAAAACCAGCUGCAGCUGCGUGGAUUACACAAAUCCAGUAAGUCAAUCAUGGAUUGGCUGGAAGGGACCUCCCACCUAUGAAUACUGAAUAGAUAAACCAAAACUUC